ACGUAUCUCCCAAGAUGGGCCCACAAUGGGAUAAUAGAACUAUAGAAGAAGUUGGUUUUCCUGUGUCUUCUCAGAGGCUGAGGUUCGAGCUCUUUUUUGGUUCCAAUCUUCGAGAUUAAUCGGACAAAGGAGAAAGAGGAGGAAAAAGACAAGAGAAAGAAGAAAACACAGUCCAGUAGAAAAGUUAUGGCUGUCGGAAUAAACGCGAUGGCGGUGACGUUUGUGGCGCACGCGCUCGCGGUAAUCGCGGCGAUUAUGGUGCUGUUUUGGAGUAUCAGCUACAGAGGCGGAUUGGCCUGGGAAGCUGAAAACAAGAAUCUCAUCUUCAAUCUGCAUCCUGUUCUGAUGCUCAUCGGAUUUAUAAUCUUGGGAGGAGAAGCCAUUAUAAGUUACAAAGCGCUUCCUCUGGAGAAACCAGUGAAGAAGUUAAUCCACCUUGUUCUCCAUGCGAUUGCUCUGGCUCUAGGGAUCUGGGGAAUCUGUGCAGCAUUCAAGAACCACAACGAAAGCGGAAUCCCUAAUCUUUACAGCCUCCAUUCCUGGAUUGGUAUUGGUGUCAUUUCUCUUUAUGCCUUCCAGUGGGUGUACAGUUUCAUAGUGUUCUUCUUCCCAGGAGGAUCGCCAAAUCUAAGAAGCGGAUUGCUUCCGUGGCACGCAAUGCUCGGCUUAUUUGCUUAUAUACUUGCGGUUGGGAAUGCAGCUUUAGGGUUUCUGGAAAAGCUGACUUUCUUGGAGAAUGGAGGGCUUGACAAGUACGGAUCAGAAGCAUUUCUUGUAAACUUCUCGGCCAUUGUCACCAUUCUCUUUGGUGCCUUUGUGGUACUCACUGUUUCUGCUAAGUCUCCUUCCUCUUCCCCUCCCAUUGAUGAUGAGCCUAACUACAGCUAUUCUGCUAUAUAAAACACUUUCUACAUUCCACUCAUCUCUGUAUUUAAUUUCCCCUUGUUUAAGUCUUUCACUAUGUGAUGCAUUUGUAGCGAAAAAAACGUUUCCUUGCGGUUUACUGAUUACGAGUUUGCUACUUUUGGUUUGUAAUAUGACCUAUGAAAUUGAUGAAUCUUGUAAUUCAUUUUCUUUUGGUUAUAUUGCCAUUUCCUU
Eutrema salsugineum is the source of this 1098-nucleotide messenger RNA. Its product is annotated as transmembrane ascorbate ferrireductase 1. Bases 187 to 900 code for a protein of 237 amino acids. The record is from RefSeq and is a predicted model, not a curated record. The transcript is spliced from 4 exons. Gene Ontology annotation, molecular function: oxidoreductase activity. NCBI's taxonomy places the organism in Eukaryota, Viridiplantae, Streptophyta, Magnoliopsida, Brassicales, Brassicaceae.